AUGCCCAGCAACGGAGCUCACGAUAUCGUCUUUCGGACAUCCAUCGCGGCCUGCAAUUCAAGCAGCCGCCUACGGGUCUACAUGCAAGACGUCUUAGGAAAGAUCCGCGAGUCGAAGUAUGAGGAUAAAUGGAGCAAUGGAACAGAGAAAAACGUCAUCGCCUCGGCCAAGUCAUACUCUCCUGUAGCUUGCGCCUCCAGUGGGCUUGACAAUGUGAACUUCCCCAAAGAACGGCUACCAAAAGAAAAACGAUUAACAGGAAAGGGAUAG
Penicillium crustosum is the source of this 270-nucleotide messenger RNA. RefSeq lists its product as uncharacterized. The transcript is spliced from 2 exons. The record is from RefSeq and is a predicted model, not a curated record. NCBI's taxonomy places the organism in Eukaryota, Fungi, Ascomycota, Eurotiomycetes, Eurotiales, Aspergillaceae. The coding region runs from base 1 to 270 and encodes 89 amino acids.